This is a messenger RNA of Diatraea saccharalis (sugarcane borer), 2321 nucleotides long. NCBI's taxonomy places the organism in Eukaryota, Metazoa, Arthropoda, Insecta, Lepidoptera, Crambidae. The record is from the annotation of a GenBank genome assembly.
UCGUGGGACUGUGGGACGCGUAAUUCGCGCCGUCUAUUUUAUUUGUUUUCACUCGUAAAUUUAUGUAGGUAUCAUUGUAAAAUAAUUGAUCUAUAAUUUGCUAAUUUAAAAAGUUGCAAUUGUUUUAGAAAAUGUCUGGCAUAGCGAGUGCGCGUUUAGCCGAAGAGAGAAAAGCUUGGCGCAAGGACCAUCCUUUUGGUUUUGUUGCUCGACCUAUGAAAAAUCCCGAUGGAUCACUUAAUUUGAUGACAUGGGAGUGUGCUAUUCCGGGAAAAAAGGGGACACCAUGGGAAGGUGGACUAUACAAACUGCGUAUGAUUUUUAAAGAUGAUUACCCCUCGAGCCCACCAAAAUGUAAAUUUGAACCCCCUUUAUUUCACCCAAAUGUAUAUCCAUCUGGGACAGUAUGUCUAUCAUUGUUAGAUGAGGAAAAGGACUGGCGUCCAGCUAUAACAAUCAAGCAAAUUUUGCUUGGAAUUCAAGAUCUCCUGAAUGAACCUAAUGUAAAAGAUCCUGCUCAAGCUGAAGCUUAUACAAUCUAUUGUCAAAAUCGGCUAGAAUAUGAUAAACGAGUUCGAGCACAGGCCCGUGCCAUGGCUGCAACUGAGUAAAUCUUUAAUCUGCACACCAGGCCACUUUAAUAACCAGUUUUAUCUUGCUGUGUGGCAGGAGGCUGGACCCACAACAUGCUAUGGAUACAAUUCUAGCAAAACUGAAAAAUGUGGGCAUUAUUAUAUGGUUAAUAUUAAACCUUUAUACAUAAAUGCCAUUAAUAGCUUACAGUACUUUUUUAUGACUACCAAUGACCCAGACCCAGGGAGUAUUAGAGGAAUUUUUAAACUUUCUAAAAAGAACUAUGUCUUACGAAGUAUUGUUAAAUAUCUAGUAUUAUGAUUUGAAUAUCUUUGCAUACUGGUUUGUGCUAAAAGAUCAAAGAAACAAAGUUACUGUUUAUAUUAUUAUAUAUUUGAUAAAGUCACUGUACUUCUGCCACACAAAGGUGUAAGUUUGGCCCAACAUUGUUUAUUGAGUUAAUCAGUGAGAUAAGAAAAAUCAUUUUGACUCUGUGAUUAAAUCGAUAACUGCAUAUACAUACAUGUAAUUUUAAAUUUAGAGAUUCCAAUUAAUGUAUUUCAAAACAUCCACAAGAGCCAGUAAUUGCUAUUUACUGUUCACUCAAUAAAUUUAAGUUCUAUCAUAAUCCUAUAAAGAUUACUUCUCAUUUUAUUAUUUUGAAAAACUUAGCUAUCUCUUUAAAAUGGGGCUAAGGCUAAGUCCAGUGUAUGAGCUCUUUUAAGUGAUGUUUUUCUAAAUUUAUUUUUAGCUUACCUUAAGUUACACAGAAUUCAAUAUUUUAAUUUAAACCUCAAUGUUUUUUAUAAGAACAUGAUAUUUGUAUGUGUACUUAUAAAAGUUAGAAGGUGCAUACUUUUAUUAUUGAUGAAUUUUCUGACCAAUUGUAAAGUACUUUUAAAAAACAUUAACAAGGCAUUUACAACUUGAUUAAUAGGUACCUAAUACUAAUGAUGUUACACAUUCAAAACCUUACAGGUAUGGAAAUCUGACAAAUUUGUCUGCUUAAUUUUAAACCUUAAUAGAUUGACAGUCAAGUUUAGACUUCCAUGUAAAAUUUGUGGUACCAAGUUAACUUAAUAUUUAAUAUUGUCAGAUUUAUCAACUUUAAGUUACAAAUAUGUAAAAAAGUGACAAAAUGGAUUUCAAGUUUGGGAUAUGUCAAAAAUGAAAAAAGUAACAAGUGAGAUAGUGCUAGUGCAAGUGAGAUUCUUCUUCAUGUUUCUCAUUUUAAAACUUACAUUUACAUCACGUUUAAGAGCUCAUAGAACAGACAGCCCCUGUAAUGUAUACUGUACCAUCAAUGACACAUAUCUAUAGUCCAUGUCCAUGUUACAUUUCAUAUGCUGCCUAGAUUUCACAUGACUAGUUAUGUAAUUAAAAUGGUACUGUGAUUUGUUUGUAACUAUUAACUGCUCAUUGUUUUAUUUUUAAAUAUAUAAAUAGCUUUUCUUUCAUUUUAGAGCUGAAAUGACCACAUAGCACUUUAGGUUACUUUUUUGUACUAUGUUUCUGUAAUCAGUUUUAAAUUUUAUUACUAAUUGAUUAAGGCUUAAAAUAGAUUAAAGAUAGUUGGUCGGUUGUAGUAACCUAUUGUGCUGACAUCUGUACAUUACGAUUAAUGGUAAAGUGCACAUUAUACUUACAACUAUCGAAUAGAUGCUGAAGAUGGAUCUACUUCAUAAUUUAAAUAUUUUUAUAACUUUAUGUUUAGUCUUAAAAAUAAUAAAUUACUGAAAUCUAAUUUA